Messenger RNA from Pyricularia grisea, 738 nucleotides. RefSeq lists its product as uncharacterized. NCBI's taxonomy places the organism in Eukaryota, Fungi, Ascomycota, Sordariomycetes, Magnaporthales, Pyriculariaceae. The coding region runs from base 1 to 738 and encodes 245 amino acids. The record is from RefSeq and is a predicted model, not a curated record. The transcript is spliced from 2 exons.
AUGUUAUUAGGUUCAUUCAUUCUUAUUUUGGCCCUUUCCGCAAGCAGCGCUGUUGCUGCCGGCGAAGCUCCAGGCAAUCCCGAAGAUAUACCUAAAAACAAAGUUCAAGAAACACCUGAAACCCCAUUCGGGAUAACAUUUACUACGCGGGAAUCGGCGAAUGCAUUCCUCAAAGAGCACUUUCCCCGGGAUGUGGUAGUCGUUUACUUUAUCACAUUGGUCGACAGGGGGCAUCGCGACUACCGCCCUCAUAUGGGUGAUAUGGAAGAAGAGGUGUUGAAACGUUUCCGGAACCGGAAUGUUAAGAAACCUGGCAAAUUAUGGAUGACCGAGGACAGAAUGAAGCUUGCGACCAGGAUGAAGGAGGUGAUACAGCACGGAUUGGGGGACAUUCCGCCCGACACCAUUGUCAAGGGCGAUGAUUUAACCAGAGUCCUGAACGCGCCCUGGAAAAGGGUUGAGGGAUGGAUCGCACUACGAGCAGGAAAUCAGGAGUACCCUACCGUCACGUGGAGCCCCGACUUUGUUCCGUACGAAGAGGAAUUUCAAGCUAUUCGUGAUCUUUGCCGCUUUGUUAACAACUGUGUCAGGAAAGCGAUCGGAAAGGAUUUGAAGGAGCGUCCUACUCCUCUUAUACCUGUUACUGCCCCUGGCCCUCAUUCAAAGCCCGGCCGAAUUCCCAAGGCCCGUGGCAGCUCGAUCGCGCGUCCUGACUGUUGGUUAGGUCCUGCGCACUAA